UGUACCACUUUCGCUUUCCAUACCGCGGUGGCUCACGUUUGUCCAUAGCGUCAUAAGUUUCGUUUUGCCCCCAAGUUUCUAUGUAUUGUGCUCGGGGUUUGAAUGAAAAUGACAAGACGCAUGAUGUCGCGGUUGGGCCAGUGGUCGUCUUAUGCGUUUGCUGUGGAGUUUGAUACGAAAUCUGACCCAAUCUACUUCUCUCUAAACGCUAAGAAAAGCAAAGAGGUGCAGCAAGUGUUCAAAAAUGUCGACGCUAAUGAAAGAUGCUACUCGCUCCAUGUUUACAGCGACGACAACUUUCAAAGAGCUAGGUUUUUUGGAGGGCUGAAAAACAAACUCCUAAAGGAAUUACCUUCAGAAUGUAAAGUUGCGGAAAUGUCCGCAUUUCAGCCUAAUGUGAGAGAUUCUGUUAUGAGAGGAUAUUUUCUAAAAGACACAACGAAGUCAUCUGUGACUGAACGACUAUUGGGCGAGCUGCUUCGCAAUGAUCCAGUCUACGUAUGCUCCUAUUUGUGCGGAGAAGACAGUGGGUGGACGCAACAUCUCUGGUCCCAUACGGAGGACGGCAGGGUGGAGGCGUCUGAGACGUAUUAUGUAGAACCAGCUGAAAAGCCGGAGCAUCAUCCGUCAACUCUAAAUAUAAUCAACUCUGAUGUGUUCUACAGUUUUGACGAUGCCUACAAAGUUCUGAAACAGUGUAGGGAUAUCAUCCCAGAAUCCAAGGAUGUGCUUGAUCUUGUUGACCAGAGGCUUGAGUCCAAGGAGGAAACAGCCUUUCCCGUUAUUGUCAUAGAGGGAUUAGAUGCUACUGGUAAAACCACUCUGACUGAGUCCCUGAAGGAAGCCCUGGGGGCAACUCUUUUGAGGUCCCCUCCCCAGUGUCUGUCCCCGUGGAGGGCCCGCUUCGAUGCUGAGCCCCCUGUCAUCCGCCGGGCCUUCUAUGCCCUUGGGAACUACCUGACAGCUGGACAGAUAAGCCACGAGGCCAGACGAGCACCUGUCAUCGUAGACAGGUAUUGGCACAGCACAGCAGCCUAUGCCAUAGCCACGGCGGUGGGGGGUAAGGUGAGGAACCUGCCCCAGGCUGGUAGCAAGGUGUAUGUAUGGCCAGGGGACCUACUGAUGCCCAGCCUGGUACUCCUGCUUCAACUCAACCCACAGGAGAGAGUCAGGAGGCUACAGGUCCGAGGCCAGGACAAGACCACGGAGGAGGAGGAGUUGGAGGCCAACAGCCUCUUCAGACAAAAGGUGGAGGAGACAUUCCAGCGGAUCCAGGGCCCAGCCUGCAUCACGGUGGAUGCCAGUCCUUCUGCUGACCAAGUGCUCCGACAAGUGCUGCUUUUAAUUAGGGACAAAUGCCACUUAUAAACAGCUCCUCUUCACCUCUCCCAGUCUUGCUGCAGUUCGACUGCUGCACCAGGGUUGUCCACUAGGUGGCAGUGGAGUGCCAUUGAUUUGAUACGUUCAGAGCUUGUUAGAAGACUGGAGUCUUAUUUGGCAAAGGGCCAGAGCUAACACAAACAAACAGAAACACACACGCAUGCACUCAAUAGCACACAGUGUCUCUCUUUCAUACACAACACUAACACUCCCACACAUGCACACAGACCCACACACACACAUACACAGAGCCAAGACCCCGCCCAGGGCAUGGUACAACAUGCCAGUUUCUGUCCGUCUGCCAUCAGCAAGAUGAGGGAGAAACAUUCUCAUGAAUACUAUUGUGAUCUGUCAGUAGGGAUACAUAGGGACGGGUAGUCACAAUGACAAGCAUUUUUAUUAGACCCGAAAUUCCGGAAAUUAAAGGGAAGGUUUGUUUAUUCAUCAAUCACUUCUAUUUCAUUUAAACAGCCAGCUCUGAAUUUCCACUUUAAAGUGGAAAGCUGGACCCCAGAGUUAGAACACACAAAGAGCCAUAUGAUUAAUUUCACAUUACAGUAACACUCUACUGCUCAUUUGUUUAAGUACUGUUGCAGAUUAAAGGAAACAUGUUGAAUAUACCAGAAGUCAGGCUUUGGGCUGUUUUUGAUUGAUUGUAUGCAUAUUAUACAAUACAUUUCCUGUACAGUGCUUUGUCAGGGAUUUAUUAUAUCUAAUUUUCUGGAUAAGUCUCAUGGGAUGCAAAGGAAAAAGUUCAAAAUGUACUGGGUUGGGGCGGUGUGGGCAAAACUGUGGAAGGUUGUUUGCUUUCGGGAGGGUUGUGUGUUUCUUUUAUUGGGCAAACAGGUGGUUAGUGUCUCUUACUAUACCACAAGUCAAUAUAGUCUACCAGUCAAAUGUAUAUCCUGAUCUCUUACAAUACCACAAGUCAAUAUAGUCUACCAGUCAAAUGUCUGUCCUGAUCUCUUACUAUACCACAAGUCAAUAUAGUCUACCAGUCAAAUGUCUGUCCUGAUCUCUUACUAUACCACAAGUCAAUAUAGUCUACCAGUCAAAUGUCUGUCCUGAUCUCUUACUAUACCACAAGUCAAUAUAGUCUACCAGUCAAAUGUCUGUCCUGAUCUCUUACUAUACCACAAGUCAAUAUAGUCUACCAGUCAAAUGUCUGUCCUGAUCUCUUACUAUACCACAAGUCAAUAUAGUCUACCAGUCAAAUGUCUGUCCUGAUCUCUUACUAUACCACAAGUCAAUAUAGUCUACCAGUCAAAUGUAUAUCCUGCCUUUA
Esox lucius (northern pike) is the source of this 2665-nucleotide messenger RNA. It is a transcript of the gene cmpk2, whose product is annotated as cytidine monophosphate (UMP-CMP) kinase 2, mitochondrial. Gene Ontology annotation, biological process: dTTP biosynthetic process; dTDP biosynthetic process; dUDP biosynthetic process. The record is from RefSeq and is a predicted model, not a curated record. The coding region runs from base 103 to 1368 and encodes 421 amino acids. NCBI's taxonomy places the organism in Eukaryota, Metazoa, Chordata, Actinopteri, Esociformes, Esocidae. The transcript has 5 exons. Gene Ontology annotation, molecular function: ATP binding; dTMP kinase activity. Gene Ontology annotation, cellular component: cytoplasm; mitochondrion.